CAGAAUUCCAUGGCUUGAUGUCAGCAUUUGAUUUGAGCCGCCAAUGUCCCGUCCAUCAGCGGACAGACAGGGCGGUCACAACGGUUUCCAGUGCCAGAGUCUACCCACAACCACAAAAACACUCAGAGUCAUACACACUCACUCACAGGGUGCUGAAUAGCGGAACUGUUCUAUUUUCACUGUGCUGUCUGCGCUUCCGGACGUUAUCUCUCACUGUCUAUCGGUCUCGAACACUACUAAACCCGCUCAACUGACGGGACAGGGGCAUGAGCAUGGCCGUCUUUAGGACACUGUUCCCACGGCUCUUGCUAUUGGUCGUCUGGGUGUCGGAGGUUCGUGGCCUCGGGAGGGAGAGGGUCUACUACGUGGGAAUCAGAGAGAUCAACUGGAACUACGCUCCAAGCGGCAAGAACCUCAUCAACGGGAUAGACAUAGCGGACGAUGAGCAUGCGUCUGUGUUCUUGAUGAGUGGUCCUAUGCGUAUCGGUCGGGUCUAUAAGAAAGCUGUGUACAGACAGUAUACAGACGCCUCCUAUCUCCACGAGAUCCCCCAACCCCCCUGGCUGGGCUACCUGGGACCUGUCCUGCGGGCCGAGGUUGAUGAUGUCAUUAUUGUGCACCUGAAGAACUUUGCCUCGAGGAACUUCUCCAUGCAUCCUCACGGGGUGUUCUACGAUAAGGACUCUGAGGGGGCGCUGUAUCCGGAUGGGACGUCAGGAAGGCUGAAGCAGGAUGACAGUGUUGCCCCAGGGGCCUCGUACACGUACCGCUGGGAGGUGCGUCCAGAGUUCUCCCCCACUGAAGGAGACGCAGCCUGUCUGACCUGGAUCUACCACUCCCAUGUGGAGGCGCCAAAGGACAUCUCCUCUGGGCUCAUAGGACCUCUGCUCACCUGCAAGAAAGGUGUACUAGGAGGGAAGGGCCGGUUGGACGUGGAUCAAGACGUGGUUUUGAUGUUCAGCGUGGUUGAUGAGUCAGUCAGCUGGUACCUGAAUGACAACAUCCAGACAUUCUGUUCUGAUCCUGCCUCUGUCAACCCUGAGGAUGAAGACUUCCUGGAGUCCAACAAGAUGCAUGCCAUUAACGGUUAUAUGUACGGUAACUUGCCUGGCAUGGAACUGUGCCACGCUCGCCCAGUGGCAUGGCACCUGUUUGGAAUGGGCAGUGAAGUGGAUGUUCACUCCGCCUACUUCCAGGGCAACACCCUAUUGGACCGUGGUCACCGUGGUGACACUCUCAGCCUGUUCCCGGCAACCUUCGUCACUGCAUCGAUGGUUCCCUCUGCGAUGGGGAAAUGGCUACUAAGUUGCCAAGUCAAUGACCACUUACAGGCUGGAAUGCAGGCGUUGUAUGAGGUGGCUCCCUGUGAUGGUGAUGUUUCCAACAUCUCAGCAACACCCUCUGUUGGCACAGUGAGGAAGUACUACCUAGCUGCAGAGCAUGUGACCUGGGACUAUGCCCCUAGUGGAGUGGACACACACACCAACCUGUCCCUCACACUGCCAGAGAGUUCAUCUGAAGUGUUCUUCGGCAGAGGGGAAGGCAGGAUAGGAGGUCGCUAUAUGAAGGUUGUAUACAGGGGUUACAUCGACGACACCUUCACUACCAGACAACCGAGCACCCCUGAAACAGAACACCUUGGAAUCCUGGGCCCAGUGUUGAAGGCUGAGGUAGGGGAUGUCCUAGAGGUGGUGUUUCUGAACAAGGCUGACAGGAACUACACUAUCCAGCCUCACGGCCUCCACUUUGAGAAACGCUACCAGGGAACCAGCUACCAGGAUGAUGCAGAGAAACCAGGCUCUGUGGUGGCCCCAGGCUCCAUGCUCACCUACACCUGGAAGGUGUUGGAAGGCCCCUCCCCCUCUGACCCUCCAUGUAUCUCCUACCUCUACUAUUCUGGCUACGCCCCCGUGGAAGACACCAACAGCGGGCUCUUUGGACCCCUACUGGUCUGCCGCCCCGGAGCCCUGGGGACCAAUGGAAAACAGAGGGAUGUGGAUAAGGAGUUGUUUCUGUUGUUCUCUGUCAUGGAUGAGAACCUGAGCUGGUACCUCCAGGAGAACAUAGAACUCUACGGAACCAACGAGUUGAACCCGGAAAAUGAACAGUUUGUGGAAAGCAACAAGAUGCAUGCGGUAAAUGGCUUCAUGUACGGGAACCUUGGUGGUCUGGAGGUGUGUUCCGGGGACAGGGUUGUGUGGCACACCUUUGGACUGGGUACAGAGGUUGAUAUACAUGGUGUGUACUGGGAGGGGAACACCUUUCAGAGGUACGGCAUGACCAGAGACACGGUCAGCCUCUUCCCUCACACCACAGCCACCGUGUCCAUGCUGCCACACACACCUGGUGUUUUCGAGGUGAGCUGCAGAGUGACAGAUCACUACAGCGGGGGGAUGAGACAGCAGUACAGCGUGAAGUCCUGCUCCAGCAGAAACGCAACACACACCUCAAAGAAGAGCGCCCCCUCUGACACUGUGCGGUACUACAUCAGCGCAGAGGAGGUGGAGUGGGACUACUCCCCAGACCGGACCUGGGAACUGGAGAAACAUCAAGUCACAGAGGAAGACAGUCCAGGCAGUACCUUUGUUGGCAGGGGAGAGAAGCGUAUCGGACCGCGCUAUAAGAAGGUUGUGUACAGACAGUACACUGAUGGCACCUUCAGGACAAAGAUGGACCUGCAGCCUGAACAGGAACACCUCGGCAUUCUGGGUCCUAUAAUACGAGUGGGGGUCGGGGAACAGGUCCUGAUCACCUUAAAGAACAAAGCCAGCCGGCCGUACUCUAUACACGCUCACGGAGUUGUCACUCCCAACACACACACACACGUCGCGCCAGGCAGUAUUGAACAAUUCAGGUGGGAGGUUCCAUUGAGCUCUGGUCCAGGAGAGUCUGAUCCUAACUGUAUCACCUAUGCAUACUACUCUACAGUCCACUUUAUCAAGGAUAUUUACAGUGGCCUGGUGGGCCCCCUGGUGGUCUGCAGAAAGGGCGUGCUGCAAGGUGGAGCUGGGGGCGUGUCCCACCAUAGGAGCAGAAUGGAUGUUGAGAGGGAGUUUGCUCUGCUUUUUAUGAUCUUUGACGAGAACAUGUCCUGGUACCUAGAAGAUAACAUCAAGAAGUAUCUCAAUGUUGACCCCAGCAGCCUCAUCAGUGACGAGGAGUUCAUAGAGAGCAACCUGAUGCAUGGUAUCAAUGGAAAGGUGUACGGUAACCUGCAUGGGUUAACCAUGUCCAAGGGCCAGAAAGUGGACUGGUAUCUACUGGGUAUGGGCAACGAGCUGGACAUACACACCGUCCACUUCCACGCUGAGACAUUCACCUACAAGAUGGACAGUAUCCACCGUGCGGAUGUGUUUGACCUCUUCCCGGGGACAUUUCAGACGGUGGAGAUGAUAGCAGGUCAUCCUGGUACAUGGCUGCUUCACUGCCACGUCGCUGACCACAUCCACGCCGGCAUGGAGACAACAUUUACCAUCACAGAGGGAAAGUCUGAUGCUCCUCGGAUGGUUGACUGCAUCUACACCCUGCUGUUCUCUCUGCUGCUAGCAUUCAUGUGUGUGUGAGUGUGUCUGGGUGUGUGUGUGUCUGGGUGGGUGUGAGUGUUUCUGGGUGUGUGGGUCUGG
Molecule: messenger RNA, 3623 nt
Organism: Esox lucius (northern pike)
Lineage: Eukaryota; Metazoa; Chordata; Actinopteri; Esociformes; Esocidae
Product: ferroxidase HEPHL1
Exons: 20
Coding region: 267-3563 (1098 amino acids)
Biological process (GO): iron ion transport
Cellular component (GO): plasma membrane
Molecular function (GO): copper ion binding; ferroxidase activity
Source: RefSeq, a predicted model, not a curated record